AUCUAUUUACCAAUUAAUGAGUGUAAAUCGUGUCGUUAAAAAAAACUUAUUUUUGUGUCAUCGCGGGCAAGAAUAACGUAUAAAUAUAGAAAAAAAUAUAGAGAAUUAAAUGCGCUUGUACUUUCAUGUGUGCAAAGCAUGUAAAGACCUAUGAACUGCAAGUGAAAAUAUAUUGGCAAUCUAAUAUGUAACAUAUGUACACAUGUACAUACAUACAUAUACAUAUAUGUAUGUCAUUUUGUCCUUUUUUAUUUAUGUAGCUUCGGAAAAAUAGAUAUUGACAGAACAUUUUGAUGUGCAGUAUUAAGCAAAAGAUAUUGACUUUUUCUUGCCAACAAAUUGAGCAAGGACAAGCUAAAUGUGGUGCAAACGUCAGAAGAAUCUAUAAUUGAUUUAAAAACAACAAAAGUCCUUGAAAAAAAACCAUCUCAACCCAUUGUGGUUAUAGGUGUCCAAUAAGUUUUAUCGGUCUCUCAUGAAAACGAACUUUAAAGAAUCAAAAACAAAAUACAAUCGGGAUUAACAAAAAAUGGCUUUGGUUAUAAGGGAUCAGAAAAUUACAAACCGAAGAACUUAGCUAUUAUGAAAUACGAUACUGCGCAGUCCGAAGAAUAAUAACUAAAAGCGAACUUUACAACAACUAGUGUCAAAUGCUACAUAUAUUCUAGAAAAACGAAAGUAAAUUGGAGAAUUAUAGGUAAUUUUGGUACAGCAAAUUAAAUUGGAUGCCAUGUCGUCUACUUCAUCGAUUGAGACACCAACAACUCCUACUACUCCAACACAGCAGCAUCAGCAUGAACAAACUACUACGGCUAUUGUAGCUAGUCAACAACAGAAGCGAAAAUCGCAAAAUGCCAAAGGUUCUUCUUCAAAUACACAUUCGUCAGCGACGUCACCAUUAGUAACUGAAAAUAGUUUUGUCAUUGCUCAAGCCCAAGCGCUUUUGCCGUCCUCAUCGUCAUCUACCAACUGCACAGACACUAUUGCAGCCGUACAUCAGCAGAAAAGGUCCUAUUCGUUGGUAAAGAAGCAACCAUCUUUACGAUAUCAGGGGAAACAGAUUCAACUCCUGUCCAAUUCCCAAUCCACAAUGACAUCUUCAGAGCCGACGGCGCCAUCGCUAGCUAAUGACGCAUCCGCGUCCAUCCUUAGUCCACCAGAUGUUUCAUCACACUGCUGCACCAAUAUAAAGGCUAAUAUAACUCCAUUAACAUCACAGAAGAUGCACAGAACUAUUCCAUCUGAUAAAAUUAACCUACGCCUAAUUCUCGUUAGUGGUAAAACAAAAGAAUUUAUAUUUAACCCAUCAGAUUCCGCAGGUGAUAUUGCACAAACAGUAUUCGAUAAUUGGCCCGAAGAUUGGACCCGAGAAGCUGUAUCGAAAGCCGAUAUAUUGCGUUUGAUUUAUCAAGGACGAUUUCUUCAUUGCAAUGUAACCUUAGGAGCACUGGGACUUCCAUUAGGCAAAACGACUGUUAUGCAUUUAGUGCCACGUGAUAAUUUGCCAGAACCCAAUUCACAAGAUCAAAGACAAAACAGUAAAGGCGGUUCCGGACGAUGCUGUUCAACAAAUUGCUGUAUUUUGUAACUAAAUUACUAUUAUCUGCUAGCGUAAUAUUUAAAUAAAUUAAAAAUAAAACUAACUAAAGUUAAAUUUUUUGUGCAGUUAAAUGUAUAUUUGAACUAUGAACAUGAAUGUCUCGAUGAACACAAGGCUUCUCGCUUUACCUAAUUAUGUAUAUACAAUAUGUAUUUUAAAUAUGUACACAGACAGGAAUUUAAAGGCGUCAUCGAAAUGCGUAUACUCUAUGUUGUAUUAAAGUUGCUAGACUGCAAAAUUAUAACUUGUAAUAUACAAAAUAUAACUUACGAAUAAAACGCUACAUAUUUUUAGAAAUCAGACUUGAGAAGCUAAUUAGAAAAAAAUGUAUUCACGAAUGUAAAACAAAAAAUAAAGAAAAUAGAAAGAAAAAGGAAAACUAAUUAACCGCACAAAAGAGAUACUUUUACCGUUUGCUUUGCUGAUUUUCAAGCGUACGUUUAACAGAAUAAUAAAUUCCGGUAAUACUUAUUAUGUACACCAGCCAGAUCGAUUUUUGUUCACACAAUUUAGAUAUUCAAGACAUUUUUUUUUGUACAUACACACAUAUUUAAUUAGACCCUAAGUGUUUUCUUCUGUUAAGUUUUAAAAUAUUCUCUGUAAAGUCUAACUUAAAGCCAAUACUAAAUAAAUAAUCCCAUAUACCCUCAAA
This is a messenger RNA of Drosophila serrata, 2252 nucleotides long. RefSeq names its product ubiquitin like 3 (gene UBL3). Gene Ontology annotation, molecular function: protein binding. The record is from RefSeq and is a predicted model, not a curated record. Lineage: Eukaryota; Metazoa; Arthropoda; Insecta; Diptera; Drosophilidae.